UGCCAAAUUUAUGGGGCCGCCAGGCCCACUUUCGUAGGCUUGGAAUCUAAGUCCGUUUUGGAAAUGGAAGUUUUACUGACAUGCCACAUGCGUGAUUUAAGAUCCUCGCCAAGUCGCCAUCUUCAUCGUUGGUAGCGACUGAAUUGAGAGGGAGUAGUGGUGCAGAUUACACUGAUAGGAAAUGGCAGCGAUUACUUUCGACUACAUGCCAAGACUCAAACAUAACAGUAAUGGCGUCCAUUUGGUUCCUCGAAAUAAGAUUCUACGGCCUUGUCUUCUACGCUCGAAUUCAAACUUAAACUUGUUUGGACACAAACUUGCUGCCGGUUAUGAACCGCUCUCAUUUUCGGCUUCAACCGAGAAAACUCGGAGGAGUGGAUACGUGCCGCUUCGUGUUGCCGGUUCGAACCAGAGUUCCGCGUCCUGCUCCUUCGAUGUUGUGAUAGUCGGUGCCGGAAUCAUCGGUUUGUCCAUCGCGCGUCAAUUCCUUCUCGGAUCGGAUCUCUCCGUUGCCGUGAUUGAUGCCGCUGUGCCUUGCUCCGGCGCUACUGGGGCAGGGCAAGGCUACGUGUGGAAAAUACACAAAGCACCGGAGAGUGAUAAAUGGGAACUGGCAAUGAGAAGCUAUCAACUUUGGGAGAUCCUUGCCAAGAACAUUGAACUUGAAGGCAUGGAUCCUUCAGAGAUAUUUGGAUGGAAGAAGACAGGAAGCUUGUUAAUUGGUAGAACUUCUGAGGAAUCCUCUAUCUUGAGAAGUAAGGUCAAGCAGCUAUCUGAUGCUGGUAUCAGAGCAGAAUUCUUGACAAGAAAUGACUUGCUCUCUGAAGAACCUGCACUUCUGAUUGAAAAGGAAGGCGGAGCAGCAUAUGCACCAGAUGACUGCCAAUUGGAUGCUCGACGUGCGGUUGCAUUUAUUGAGAAGGGUAAUAGGCUUUUUGCUGCAGAAGGUAGAUAUGCAGAGUUCUAUCAUGAGCCUGCUACUUCCUUAUUAAGGUCUGCUAACACCGGGGAAGUUGAAGCAGUUCAGACUUCCAAGACCAUUUUGCAUAGUAAGAAGGCUGUUAUACUUGCAGCUGGUUGUUGGAGUGGUUCUUUGAUGCAUGAUAUGAUUAAGCAUCACAAUAUUGAAGUGGAUCUCCCUAUCAAGCCUCGAAAGGGUCACCUGCUUGUGAUAGAGAACUUUAAGCCCUUUAAGCUGAAUCAUGGACUUAUGGAGGCUGGGUAUGUCAGCCAUCAAUCUGCUACUCUGAAAUCUGCACCUAAUUCAGGAUCCAUUUAUGAUGCACAAAGUACAUCCGUCUCAAUGACAGCCACUAUGGACACGUCUGGUGGUCUUGUUCUUGGUAGCAGCCGACAACUUGUUGGCUUUAGCACUGAGGUGGAUGAAUCUAUCAUCAACCGGAUAUGGGAGCGAGCUGGAGAGUUUUUUCCUUUGCUGAGAAAAGAAUCUCUAAUAGAUCUGCGUCAAAACAGAGAAGUGAGAGUGGGACUGAGACCCUACUUGCCUGAUGGGAAGCCGGCGAUUGGACCUGUACCUGGAUUCUCAAAUCUGUUUGUGGCAGCUGGCCAUGAAGGAGAAGGACUUACACUGGCUCCCGGAACUGCUGAAAUGAUUGUUGAUAUGGUGCUGGGGAAUCCUUGGAAAGUUGAUCCAGCUCCAUUUGCUGUGCAUGGUCGUUUUCGUUCAUGAAAUGUGGUCCAGAGUACACAUUUUCACUGCAGAGUUUUCAAAGGAUCACAAUGGCUUCCUUCCCUGUCCUUCCGGGCUAUCAGCUACCAUCAUUAUGAUCUUUUCAAGUUAGUACUAUUGACUCUAUUACAAGUAAAAUAUCUAUUCUAUACUUUCUCUAUUUGUUGCAGUUUAAAAAGUUAAUACCCACUACCGGAGUUUGACCCUGUGAUCUUCCUAGAGCCUGCCACCAUCACCCUCUUUGGUUUUAUUAAAUUAAUAAUUUUUCCAAAUUCAAAUUUUAUUUUAUUUUAUUGAUUUCAACGCCAGAUUUAUACACACCCAUAUACCAACGGCAGGAGUAAAAUACAUAAAAUAGUUGGGCUAAGCCGCUUAAGGGAAAGCUUAAUUCUAGGCUUCCUGUUGGCCGCCGCCGGCGUCGGGGCCACUAGCACGGCUAACAUAUACGCUGAUGGCCACAAAAACGUAGAUGAUUAUUCCGGUCAACGACAACGGGAUCAAGAACGCAACACUCACAAGCGUCGACGCAGCCAUGCAAGAAAGCACUCCCAGCCUCAACUCGACCACAUACACCACAGACACCAGCAUGAACAAGCACCCCAGCAUCGACGACAUCGCUGAGAAGAGGACUCCCGUCGUCAACCAUAACGACUCUUCGGAGCCAUCCUUUCCGGCCACCUGGUCUGGCGGCUGUAGAUCGAGCGACAGCUUGAUCGACUGGGCGACGAGGGAGGAGAAGAGGUAGAAGCUGAAGGAGAUUAUCUCGAAGACGAUGAGCAUCUUGGCGGUGUUGGCUCCCGGCUGGCACUCCUCCCGGACGUUAAGGCUCUGCAACUCCCCCGGCGAGACCAGCUCAUUGUCCAGCCCCAAAAACAUGGCGAUGGUGAACAGUGAGUUCACAUCCACCACACUGUCCAGUGCCGUCACGUGCACGUUCUUCUUGGUAUGAUAAUGCCCUUUUCUGCAUUCAUGCAACCAUUUAAGGAGAAAACCGAUCAAUUAAACAUUAUUAUUUGCAAAAAUCUUCAAUGAAUUAACCAUGCCUAAAUUAUUAGGGUUUAGCAACAAUAUUUGAUGCACCGUUAGUAUAACGUUGUGGUUGUGGUUCACCAAAAGUGCAUUUGAUAUUUUCCCA
Molecule: messenger RNA, 2825 nt
Organism: Ipomoea triloba (trilobed morning glory)
Lineage: Eukaryota; Viridiplantae; Streptophyta; Magnoliopsida; Solanales; Convolvulaceae
Product: glycine oxidase
Exons: 10
Coding region: 182-1690 (502 amino acids)
Cellular component (GO): cytoplasm
Molecular function (GO): oxidoreductase activity
Source: RefSeq, a predicted model, not a curated record